AUGAGGUGCUACAAGGCACGAAGGAACAAGAAGGGUAAAGGUGUUGCGCCGGUCGUGCCGGAACGAAAGAGAGGUAUCAUUGUCAAGACGGAAUGCCCUGUCCGGUGUAAGCUAAACGUAGAUGGAGCACGGUGGGUGGUCACUGAAUAUUUCGACGAGCACAAUCACGAACUUCUAAAGAAGUUUGACCUGGUAAAAUUUCUGAGCGCCCACAGAGGAUUCAGCCCCCUCGAGAAGAAAUUCAUAAAGCUGCUACAUGAUUGUAACGUUGGUCCAUCAAGAAUGGUCCAGAUACUGUCCAUGAUCCACAGCAAAAAUGGAACUCUGAGUAGCAUGCCCUACAUACCAGCAGACAUCACAAACCUAAAGGCAAAGUACCGUAGAGAGAGCAGGUUGGCUGACAUAGAAGACACGAUAGCCUACUUCGACGAGAAAGCAAAAGCAGAUCCUGAUUUCUUCUACAGGAUAAGAUUGGACGAUGAGGACCGUGUCAGGAACAUGUAUUGGGUGGAUGGUGCUGCAAGAAGAGCCUACAAACAUUUCCGGGAUUGCAUUUCGUUUGACGCGACAUAUCUCACUAAUAUGUACAAGAUGCCCUGCGCUCCAUUCAUAGGAAUAAAUAACCACAAUCAGUCAUUGCAGUUCGGUUGCGGGCUCGUUCGGAACGAAGGCAUAGGGGAGGUCUUUCCGUUCGCAGUGCACAGGCACUGCAGGUGGCAUAUUAUAAAGAAGGCUGAGGAGACACUAGGACCGUUCUUUGCUGACCGUCCAGAGCUGCACAAGGCAUUCGAGUUGUGCGUGGACCACAGCUUGACGGUGGAGGAGUUUGAAUGGAGCUGGACAGCUAUGAUUGAAACAUAUCAAGUCCAAGACAACGAGACCCUUGCUAGCCUGUGGGAGAAGCGAAUGUACUGGGUGUCAGCCUACUUCAUGCACUGCUUCUUCCCAUUUCUGCAGACUACGCAGCGCAACGAGGGGUUCAAUGCUGUUCUGAAGCGGUACGUGAGCCCUGGCAACUCAUUGCUGCAGUUUGCCAAGCAAUACAUAGCUUUGCAACAGAAAAUACUGGGAUCUGAGCUACAGCAAGAAGCAAACACCGCGCUCAAGCAGCCUAAAUUGCUAACAUAUUUACCGAUGGAGAUGCAGAUGACCAAGACAUAUGCCAACAAGAUUUUUAACAAAUUCCAGGAAGAAAUAAAGCGUGUCAGCAUGUACACGGCUUACCAGGUGGACGAACAUACGUUCAAGGUGUGUUCUCUCUUUGGCAUGUCGGAUUCAGAACCUGAAGACCCAGACAAAGGAAGGAACUACUUUGUGAAGGCCUCGAUAAACGAAGGCGAAUACUACUGCCAAUGCUGCAAAUUCGAACGGGACGGGAUUGUGUGCUGUCACAUACUAAAAGUAAUGGACAUGAACGCGGUCACACGAAUGCCCCGCCAUUUCAUACGGCGGCGAUGGACUUGGGACGCUGACGAUGCAUUGAGGCCACAAACAUCAAAUGCAGUUUUGGCCGUGCAUAAUGAGAGACCAGAGGCAACCAUGGAAGCCAUGAGGCACGUUGUGUUGACAAAGAACUAUGCUGAACUAAUAGAUGAAGCGUGCAAGAGUGAUGAGACAGCGAGGAUGGCAGAAAAACACAGGAAGGCCCUGAAAAGAGAGCUUGAUGAGAUCAAAAAGAGGAAAGCUGAGGAAGCCUUACACAGGUUCCCCCGCACCUCAAGUGUGCCUUCGUCCAUGGGGCCAUCAUCUGAAAACUCGGAGGUAGGAUCUAGAACAGCAAGCACACAAACCCAGGUCAGGAACCUGCCCCGUUGCAUCACAAAAGGGCAUCCAAAAGAGGUGAGAUACAAAUCGGGGUUGGAGAUUCAAGCAAAACACAAGAAAACAAAGAAAGGGAUGGGCAAUCCGUAA
Molecule: messenger RNA, 1911 nt
Organism: Aegilops tauschii subsp. strangulata
Lineage: Eukaryota; Viridiplantae; Streptophyta; Magnoliopsida; Poales; Poaceae
Source: RefSeq, a predicted model, not a curated record